AUGUGUUUUUGUCAAUAUUCGGAUGAACAAAGUUAUUUAUCAUUAGUUGAAUUUAGUCGUGGUGGUCUAUCAACAAAUGUGAUACUAUCAUCACCACAUGGUGGUUUCCUUGGCGCUGAGUUUACAUCAAAAAAAGCAGGAAAAACAUCGGCUAAUGCAAUUUCAACAGAACCGCUAGUGCAAUUACCUAUUGGUGGUUGUUAUAACAAUACAUUAGAUCGUUGUGUAUAUACAUUACGAGACUGUUUAAGAUCGGAUAGUGAUGAUGGUGACAAAAUUUCUUUUCAUCCUGAUGCACGAUGCAUUAGGGAUCGUAGUUCAACAUCAUCCAUGUAUUCAUUAACUAAAGCUAUAGCUGAAGCAUUUUCAUCAACGCAUCGUCCAUUUACUAUUUUAAAUAAACUUACUCGUCAAUAUGUUGAUCCAGCAGAAGAUCUACUUACUGGAACAUUUUUACUCGAAAGUUCUACUCGUGUCUAUAUUGAUUAUCAUCGAUUUAUAGCUAUGUCUAAAGAAGCUAUACGUCCACCAGCACGUGGUCUUUUUAUUGAAUUUGUUUUUCAUAAAAAUUCACAAACAGUACAACUUGGUUAUGGUUUUGAACCAAAUCAAUCAUCAAUGAUUAGUAAACCAGCUCAAUCAACAAUAACUGAACUAGUUUCACGUUCUGGUCCUAGUGUUAUCAAAGGAAAUAAUUCAUUUGGGUUUUUUUUACAUCACAAUGGAUUUCAAUAUGUUAUUCCACUGGAGCAUCAACGACAAAUUAAAUAUCGUUUAUCAACUCAUUCCACGCGUAUGCAUGCUGAUCAACGAUUUAAUGCAAUUUUGUUUUCAUAUCCAAUCGAACGUUUAAGGACGCAUACACUUAAACUGGAAGCCGUGCGAAUUGCCAAGGCUAUCGAACAGUUCAUACAUACAAAUAAUAUUAAACCUAUUUCUGCAUCAUUUAUACUUUGUGUCAAUUCCAUCACGAUUUUGUUGUUAUUCUUGUCACAAGUUUUCUAUAAUAUGUAUAUUUAUCAUUGA
Messenger RNA from Rotaria sordida, 1026 nucleotides. NCBI's taxonomy places the organism in Eukaryota, Metazoa, Rotifera, Eurotatoria, Philodinida, Philodinidae. The record is from the annotation of a GenBank genome assembly.